UCCCUGGGAAUUAGAACGGGUCUGCUGUGGAGAAUAAUGACACAUAACCGGGAGGUGGCGGUAAUGCUUUUGGAUCUUCCCCCGCUAAAACCAGGAAAAUAAGACACUGGGAUACGCAGAACUGGGAUUACACACUACUACGCUGGACGAAGCGACGACAAAUAACGUAAUAUUUAGCCCCGGAGUGCUUUUUGCCUGUAGGAUCCCCGCCGGAAACCCCUGGAAACGCGAUUGGGAUCGUUUAGAGUAGAAGUUGGGGGUUUGUUGUGACAACAUGACAAUCACUAUCAGCUCGAAACAGAAAGUAGUAGCUUUUUGGCUUUGUUAAAUCAGUAAGCCACAAUGUCCAUUAAUUACUCCCAGUCGAUAUAAUUUCUCUGCUGGCCUUUAAGUGACGUUUGUUAACAUUUCGCGCUGUCGCGUGGAUGUAGUUGAAACAACGAGUAUUAAUAAUAUCCAUCGAAAUCAGCUGGAAUCUUACACAUUAUGAAGAGCACGUACGAACUCGUUCUAAGUUUGCUAAUAAUGUACGGAGUGUUUGGUGUUGAAACAGAAGAAGUGAAGUCAGUGUCAGUGAUGGAGGGAGAUUCUGUCACUCUGAACCCUGAUCUUUCUAAAAUACAAGGAAUGGUCCUGCUACUAUGGAGGUUUGGAGACAAAGGUUCCACCAUCGCUCAGAUUAAUGGAAAUGAUAUCAUAUAUGAAGAUUAUGAAGUAUUUAAAGGCAGACUGCAGCUGCAUCAGACUGGAUCUCUCACCAUCACAAACGUCAGAACCAAUCACUCUGGACUUUAUAAAGCAGAAGUCAGCCACAACAGUGGAACCUCAUACAUUAUGUUCAGGGUUACUGUCUAUGAGUCUCCGUCUGUUAUUGCUGGGGGUGAAACUGAAUUGAAGAGUGUGUCAGUGACGGAGGGAGAUCCUGUCACUUUUCAUGUUCCUCAAAUACAAGGAGAUGAGCUGAUAGUGUGGAGGUUUGGAGAUGAAGAAAAGCUCAUAGCUAAAGCUGAUAUAGAGGCCAAGAGCUCAUCAUUAUAUGAUGAAACUGAUGAGAGAUUCAGAGACAGACUGAAGCUGGAUCAGACUGGAUCUCUGACCAUCACAAACACCAGAAUCACAGACUCUGGAGAAUAUAAAGUGAAGAUCAGCAGCAACAAACAGACUUUAUACAAGAGAUUCACUGUUACUGUCAGUGAACCAGGUCUGUCUGGAGGUGUUGUAGCAGGGAUUAUUGUUGGUGUUGGUGUUCUCCUGGUGACUGCAGCUGUUGGUGCUUUUUUUUAUCGCCGCAAGAAAACUGAACUACAUAAUCAAAAGUCAAAAAUCUCUGAAACACUAAAUGAAACAUCGGUGAUCUCUGGAAAACUAAAGCUAAUGUCCGAGAUCUCUACACAACUAAAGCAAAUGACGGAGGACUGUGAAAAAGAAUUGUCUGAGAUAUCUGAACACCAUCAAACAUUGAAGAUCUCUGAAAAUCUAAAGGAAAUGUUGGAUAUAUCUGAACAACUAAAGCAAAUGUCGAAGGACUGUGAAAAAAAAUUGUCCCAGAUCUCUGAACGACUGAAGCAAAUGUCUCUGACAAAGAAAGGGGAGACCUCUGAACAGGAAACACCUUUAAAAGAUGAAAGGGAGCCCUUUGUACAUGCAGUAGGUACUGAUGUCACAAAAGAAGAUGCAACAAGAUCAGAGAUGGAGAAAGAUGAAAGGGAAAAGUUCAUUUUGGUUGAAGAUACUGCUUUAAGUCAAGCGAUUGGAGGACCACCUGAUGCUGAUGGGAGAAUCAGAGAGAGACAGGGCAAGAGCCUUGUACUCCGUAACACUGGUACUGAACAUACUGCAGUUCUUUCCAUUUAAUAUUUUAAUGUAACAAGUGUUUCUUCAUUUAUACACUAGCAUAUACGUGCGCUUUAGAAAGCUUCAUCUUUAUCCACCGUCUGCUCUAUUUAUAGAAUUCCAAAAAUCCAGCUGUACAGUGAUAAACAGGAAAAUAAUAUUCAAUUCUGCAGUAAAGCAGCUCUAAAAAAGAUAGAAAAGAAGUGCAAAUAUCCCGUCAUGUUUGCAAAGGCGAUUUACAUUUACUCCACCCAUCAGUGCCUGUUUGGGAUAAAUGCAAAAAAAAACAAACAAAAAAAACACUUUAUCCAUAACAUCAGUGGCCUUGGGAGUAAGACACAAGACAAUUAAUGGGCGAGUUGAAAAUCAUUAAAUGCCUCAA
This is a messenger RNA of Carassius gibelio (silver crucian carp), 2215 nucleotides long. RefSeq lists its product as uncharacterized. NCBI's taxonomy places the organism in Eukaryota, Metazoa, Chordata, Actinopteri, Cypriniformes, Cyprinidae. The coding region runs from base 487 to 1854 and encodes 455 amino acids. The record is from RefSeq and is a predicted model, not a curated record. The transcript is spliced from 16 exons.